AUGGAUGGUGAUAUAUCAAGGAAGAGUUAUGUAGAAAUAUUAAAAUAUUACAGUAAAGAUGAGAAUAAAUUAGGAGGACAUAAUUUUGGGAAGAAUAAAAAAAAGGAUUUAAAUAAAUAUGAUAUAUAUUAUAAAGAUUAUUUAUAUGAUUACUAUAAAGAAUGUAAUAAUAAUAUUAAUAAUAAUAGUAGUAGUUAUUAUAAUAAAUUCAAUACAGAAUAUACAGAUUGUUUAAAAACAGAUAAUUCAUUUUUCAUGACAACUUUAAGUAAUUUAAAAAAAGAUAAUGAUGAUAAUGAUGUAGAUUGUAUUAACAAAGGUGGUAGUUAUAGUAGUAAUAAUAAUAAUAAUAAUUUUUGCUUAAAUGUUGAAAUGUUGUUUUCUUUUUUAUUUUGUAAAAAGAAGAAUUAUUUUUAUAAUAUAAAAAAUAAAUAUUUCAAUGAAAAAUUUUAUCAAACCAAUAAUAAUAUUAAGAAGAAAAGAAAGAAAAAAAAAAAAAAAAAAAAAAAAAAGGAAAAAAAAAAUGUACAUGAAGAUAAACAAAUAUAUGAUGAAUAUGAUGAUGAAGAAGAAAAUAAAAAUAAAUUUUUAUAUAAUAUAAAAAAAUAUCAAAAAAAAAAAAAAUAUUAUAUUAAUAAAGAAUAUUAUUAUGUUAAAAAUUAUUAUCAUGAUAUAAAGAAAAAUAUUAAAUUAGAUAAACAAAAAAAUAAUAAUACAUGUACUAUAUGCUUUAUUAAUAAUAAUAAUAAAUAUAUAGAAAGAUGUACAUUAUGCUUUGUACAUUUUCAUGUAUAUUGUUAUAAAACAUAUUGUGAUGAUUUUAAUUUGAAUAAUUUUAUUUGUGAUUUUUGUAAAUAUAAUAUAAAACAUAAUCAUAUAUAUAAUGAAAACAAAUAUAACCAAACAAUUCAUAAAACAAAUAAUAAUAAUUAUAGAUAUAAUUGUUUUAUACAAAAAAAAAAAAAAAAUUCUUAUAUGAAUCAAGAUUCCCUUUUUUCAAAUUAUAUAGACAGCUCACAUGAAAACGAUUAUAAAAAAUAUUCUUUUGCCUAUCCAUAUAAUUAUAAUAUGAAUAAACAAAAUGAUGAUGAAAAUUCUAAAGCUUGUCAAAAUAUGAAUUCCUAUGAUGAUGACCAACAUGUGUGUCAUUUAAAAAGAAGAAUAAAAAAUAAACAUAAAUGGUUUUGUAAAAAAAAAAAUGUAUUUGAAUAUUUCACGGAUCAUGAUUUUAUUAGCACAAGGGAAUAUCUUAAUAAAGAAGGGGGUGAUGAGAAAAAAAAUAAAAGAAAAAGAAAAUAUAUAAAAUAUAACACAAAAGGGAAUACAAAAGGGAAUACAAAAGGGAACACACAAGAGAACAUACAAAAUAACACACAAGAGAACAUACAAGAAAACAUACAAAAUAACACACAAAAUAACACACAAAAUAACACACAAAAUAACACACAAAAUAACACACAAAAUAACACACAAGGAAACAUUAAGGAUAACAUUAUAUAUCACAUGAAUGAUCUUAUUAAUAACCACAUUAGCGAUAAUACACCCAAUCACAUAUACAAUGUACAGAAUAAAGAACAUCCGUUUUGUAGUGAGUACAUUCCCAUGUAUGAUAAUGAAUACUUUUCCGAAACAAUUUAUAAUAAUAAUAACACACAUUUAAACAAAUGUUGUAAUAUAUACCAAGAGGAAGAAAAUAUGAUUAAUAGUUUUCUUUUAAAAAAAUCUAGUUUUAAUAAAUAUUGUGAUAAAUCAAAUAAUUCACUAAAAAGAAAGUUUACAGAUUUAUCGAAAGAUAAGGAGAAAAGAAUAUUUUGUAUGAUAUGUAAAAAUAUGAAUACAAAUGUUCUUAUGAAAAAGAAAGGAAAGGAUGAGUGGUACCAUGUGUGUUGUUUAUAUUAUAAUAAUAUUACAAGAAAUAAUUGUAUAUAUCAUAUAUAUGUAGAGCAUUUCUUUUUUAAUCAUUAUAAUGAGGAUUAUUUUGUAAAUAUGUUUGGAAGUUUAAAAUAUAUUAAUGAAAUUAUAAUAAAAAAAAUAAAAGAUGAAUUAUUAAAAAAUUAUAAUAUUCUCGCACAUAGUCAUUUCUUUAAUUUUCUUAUGAAUCCUUAUUAUUAUAAUUUAACAUUUAAACAAAUCAAAAAUUUAAUCUUUUCAAAUUUUAUUUUAAAUAAUAAUACAUUGUAUUCGAAUUAUCAGUCUUUAUCAUACCAGUCCUUAAAUCAAACACGUAGAAAGAGAAUAGAGGAAAGUAGAAGCAUCUCCCAAGGGAAUCAUAAUGAAAUAUAUGGAGCAAGCAUAAAGUGUGCGCAAAACGGUGUACGUGAUAAUAAGUUGGAUGGGAAUCACGACAAUGAUAAGAAGGAUGAUAAUAAAAAGGAUGGUGAUAAGAAGGAUGAUAAUAAAAAGGAUGGUGAUAAGAAGGAUGAUGAUAAAAAGGGUGAUGAUAAAUAUGAUGAUGGUGAUGAUAAAUAUGAUGAUGAUGAUAACAAAUAUGAUGAUGAUGAUGACAUAUAUGACGAUGAUGAUGAUUUUAAUUUCGAUCAUGACAGCGAAACGUCGAAAAGAUUAUCAAAUUACGAUUCCCUUUUAAAAGAUAAGAAAAAAGGAUCCAUAUUAAAAAAAGAAGAUACAUUGAAGUGUUCUAAAAUGAUAAAUGUACAAGAAAAAGAAAAAUCAUCAAAAAUGUAUUGCAUGAAUACUAAUAAUUGUAAUGUCGUUAAGGAAAAGAAUUAUUUUGUAAAUGAUUAUAUGCAUAUCAUAAACAAUCUUAGUGAUCAUGAAAUGAAUAUAAAUAUGAUGAAAUCACCAGGAUAUAAUAACUUAUUUAAAGAUGUCGAACAUUUUAUACAUAAAAGAGAUUUUAUUAAUUUAAAUAUAUUAAAACUUAUUAAAGAAAAAAUUAUACAAGUGUUACAAAAUAAUUAUAAACAAGUAUGUGUUUUUUGUAAAAAGACGACAGGAAUAAAAACCAAAUGUAUGUUCCCCUCGUGCUCGACAUAUUUUCAUAUAUAUUGUUAUUAUAAUAAAUAUAUGCAGCAUGUGAGGAAAAAAAAAAACGACCUUCAGUGUGCUAGCCAAAAAAAAAGUAGAAAGAAUCAGCGCGCAGCAUCUGUGAAAAGAAGAGGAGCGGAAGGAAAGGAUAAGAAAGAUGGUUCAAGAUCCUUGGAUAGAAAGAAAGACAAGGUUACUAGGAGGAGUAACAAAUAUGAAGAGAGUGCUAAUGAUAGUGAUGGGAAAAAAAAUAAUGGGGACGACAAAAAAAAAGGUGAUAACAUUGGAAAGAAUAAUAAUAAUAAUAAUAAUAAUAAUGAUGAUGAUAGUAAUAAUAAUGGUGAUGAUAGUAAUAAUAAUGGUGAUGAUAGUAAUAAUAAUGGUGAUGGUAAUAAUAAUAUUAAUGGUGAUGGUAAUAAUAAUAUUAAUGGUGAUGGUAAUAAUAAUAUUAAUGGUGAUGGUAAUAAUAAUAAUGAUUGUUUAGAAGAGAAAAAUCAAGGAGAUAACCAAAAAAAAAGAAAAAGAAACAAACGAGGACGUAAUAAUAAUGAUGAUACAUCUUCUUUAGUCUUGUUAAAUAAAGAUGAUUCCAGGCAAAAAAAAAAAAACAAAUAUGGAAAAGACCAUAGUGAUCAAGAAAAGGAUAGCCCUAGUAAGAUUAAUAAUAGAUCCAAGAGAAAUAAAGUAAAAAAAGAUAAAGAAGUAGGUAACAUAAAUGAUGAUAAAAUAAAUAAUAACACAAAUGAUGAUAAUAAAAAUAAUAACAUAAAUGGUGAUAAUAAAAAUAAUAACAUAAAUGGUGAUAAUAAAAAUAAUAACAUAAAUGGUGAUAAAAUAAAUAAUAACAUAAAUGGUGAUAAAAUAAAUAAUAACAUAAAUGGUGAUAAAAUAAGUAAAAAUUAUCAUAGUCAUAAUUAUGACAAUGAAGAAAUUACACACGAACAAAAAAAUAAUUUUAACAAGAAUAAAAAUACUAAAAGAUACAGAAAAAGUAUUAAUGAUAAAGAAAUGAAUGAUAUAUUAAAUAAUAAAAAUAAUGAUACGGAUAAAAAAUUAAAUAAAUAUAAUUUUUUAAUGGAGUAUCAAAAAAUUAUUUCUUCUGAUAAAAUAACAAGUGGCAUAAGUAAUAAUAUGAAAGAUAUUAAAAAUAUUAAAGAUAUUAAAGAUAUAAAAGAUAUUAAAAAUAUUAAAGAUAUAAAAGAUAUAAAAGAUAUAAAAGAUAUAAAAGAUAUAAAAGAUAUUAAAAAUGUUAAAAAUAUUAAAGAUAUUAAAAGUAAUGAAGACAUCAAAGAUAUUAAAGAUGUGAACGAUGUGUCAUCCGUCCAUUUAAACAAAUGUGUUAAUAACAAAAGCGACACACAAGAUUUUUGCCCAAGUGAUGAUAAAAAUAUAAAUAAUAUCAUAAAAAAAAAUAAAAUAAAUAUAAAAACGGAUCAGGUGUAUAAUCCUCUAGUUGAUUCGUCUUCUUCGUCUACAGAUUGUAACAAAAAUUAUAAAAAGAAAGAAAAGGCGGUGAAAAAAAUUGGAUGGAACAUAAAAAAUAUAAAGCUCCACAACAACAACAAUAAUAAUAAUAACAAUAAUAAUAAUAAUAAUAAUAAUAAUAAUAUCAGCAGUAAUAAUGUUGUGCAGGAAGAUUACAAAAUGAAAGGCAAAGGUAGUCAUAAAAAAAAUGAAAAACAUAGUACUAAUUAUAAUCAAGAUGAUAUUUAUUAUGAUAACGAUUUUUCUUCUAUCUGUUCUUUAUUAUCUUCAUCCUUGUCGACAAAUAAUGAUAUAGAUUCAUCGUAUGUAUCUAAUAAUUCUUUAUAUAAUUCAUCAUCCAUGUUUUCUAAUGACGAUUGUUUUUCACUAUGUUAUUCAUCAGUAUCUUCUUCUUAUGAAUAUGAUGACAUAAAUAAUGUAAAUUUAAAAAAUAAAAUACAUAAUUUUCCAUCCUUUUAUAAGAACGAAUUAAAUAAUAAUAACAAUAAUAAUAAUAAUAAUAAUAAUAAUAAUAAUAAUAAUGAAUGUCAUAAUUAUAAUCGUAAACACCAUUGUACUCAUAGUCGUGAUCUUAGUUGUAGUAGUAGAAGCUUCUGGGGUUCGUUAUAUAAUACAUCUGAUAACAUAAGCGAAUCCGAGAUAUCCAAUAAUUUGAGCUUUUCAUCUGACAAGUCAGAAAAUUACUGCUCUUCAAUUUCAGAUCAUGAAAUAGAAAAAGAUGUAACUAUAUAUCGAAAUACAUAUCAUAGAAUUAUUAAUAGAUGGAAAGAUGGAAAGAAAAAUACAGGAAGUAAAAAAAGAGAUAUGAGUAAUAAGAAAGGUGACAAAAGUUGUAAUAAAAAAAAUAUAUGUGAUAAUAAAAAAAAUAUAUAUGACAAUAAAAAAUUAAUAUAUGAUAAUAAGGACUCAUCUACUGAUGCACCUGUUGAAAAUAUUGACCAUCUUAUAGAGAAAGAAGAAAUAGAUAAUAUUUUAAACAACUUGGGUCUUUAUACUUAUAAUUUAAAAAAUAAUAAUAAUAAUAACGUAUAUAUGAAGACAAUAAAAUUAACGUUAUGUUGUACACAUAGUAAUGAGCAUGAUACGAAAGCUGUUAUGAAUAUUAAAUUAAAUACUUUGAACAAUAAAAAAUAUAAUAAUAUAAAUUGUAUUUUUUAUCAUUAUUAUAACUCCUUUUUACAUUCCUUAUUUUAUUCAGAUGAAUAUAUUGAGCUUAUAAGAAAGGAGGAACGUAAAGAAGAUAUUGAAAAGGAAAAAAUAAAAAGAGGCAAAUAUUGUCAUCAAGAAGAUAGGGAUGAUAACAUGAAUAAUAAUGAUAAUAAUGAUAACAAUAAUAAUAAUGAUAACAAUAAUAAUAAUGAUAACAAUAAUAAUAAUGAUAACAAUAAUAAUGAUAACAAUAAUAAUGAUAAUAAUAAUUCGGGUGAAGACCAAUUAAUAAAUGAGGAUAACAAAAAAAGAAAAAUAAAUAAUUUAUCGACCCAUGAACAUACACACAAUAUGAGUGAUCAUAAUAAAGAACCCAAGAAAAAAAAAAACAAAUCAAAUGAGACACAGAUAAAUGAUGAUACUAAUAAAAAGGAAACUCAUAAAAAUGAAAUAGAUCAUAAAGAACAAAAAGAUACAAAUUGUGAUAAUGGAAUAGAAGAAAAAAAAGACCAAGUAUCUAAAAGUAAUAAUAUUAUAAGUAAGGUGUUUCAUUUUUUUGAAAGGAAAAAUAAUAAUAUUAAAAAAGAUGAGCAUAAAAAGGAAUACAAUGAAAGAAAUGAUAAGAUGAGUGAAUGUGAUAUGUUAUUACAAAAUAAAAGAGAUAAUGAUCAUAAUAAUAAUAAUAAUAACAAUAAUGAUGAUGAUAAUAAUAAUAAUAACAACAAUGAUGAUGAUAAUAAUAAUAAUAACAACAAUAAUGAUGAUCAUAAUAAUAAUAACAACAAUAAUGAUGAUGAUAAUAAUAACAACAACAAUAAUGAUGAUGAUAAUAAUAAAGAUCCCACAUUAGAUGGAGAAACUCGUUCUUAUAUUGAUGAAAUAAAUCAAAAAGAAAUAAAUAUAUUUUCUAAAUAUAUAGAUAAAAUAAUUGAAAAUGUUGAAACGAAAUGUAUUAUGAAAAAUAACGUUUGUGAUGGUAUUUAUUAUUUAAUUAGACAAGAAAAUGGUUUGAAUAUUUGUCAGAAAGUUAAUAACAAUAUAAUAAAAAACAAAAUGAAGCAAGAAAAGUUUUAUAAAAAAAAAAAACAAAAUAAAAAUAAUCACAAGAACAAGAACAAGAACAAGUACAAUUAUGAUAUAAAUAUUUUUAAUAAUGUUCCUGUGGAUAUACAAAAAAGAAAUUAUAUAAAUACUAAUAUUAUAAACAUUAAUAAUAAUAAUAAUAAUAAUAGUAAUAGUAAUCAUAGUAAUCAUAAUAAUAAUAGUAAUCAUAUAAACCUAAGUGAUUUAAAAAAAAAAAUUAAUAUUAAUAAAUAUACAUACUUAUUCUAUCGUCUUCCUUUAUUUUUAUUUGGAGAUAAAUAUAUUAACGAUAUAGAUGAUGUCAAAAGCAUUUAUAUGAUUAAAAAUUUUUUUAAUCAAUAUAAUGAUGUUACAAACACAUCCAAUAAUAUUUUGUAUGUUAUAGAUUUAUUAAAAAAAUAUAAUACCAACCAUAAUAUUUUAAAAAAAAAUAAUAUGAUCCAGUCACCAAAGAAUUAUAUUUGUGAAAAAGAAGAACAAUCUAACGAUCCUGCAAAAAAUACUCAUGUACCUUUUAAUCAUAAUGCACUGGACACAUCACACCCACCAGUGGAUACAACAAAUACAAAUUUGUUGAGUGAUGUUAAUAUAGAAACAAAUGAAAUACAGGAGCACAUAAAUAAUAACAUCCGUAAUGAUCAUAAUAAUGUAAUAAACAACCAACAAAUGGAACCUAAAAAUAAUAAUACUCCUAAUGAGGAAAAGAUUAUUUUAGAAUCGACAACGCAAAGGAGUGAACAAAGAAUGGAAGACCGUGAUGAGGAAGAUGGUAAAAGUGGAGAAGAUACUCGUUUGGUAGAUGUAGAAACGAAAGUGGUAGAUGUAGAAACGAAAGUGGUAGAUGUAGAAACGAAAGUGGUAGAUGUAGAAACGAAAGUGGUAGAUGUAGAAACGAAAGUGGUAGAUGUAGAAACGAAAGUGACAGAUGUAGAAACGAAAGUUACAGAUGUAGACCACAAAAUGGUAGAUGUAGAAACGAAAGUGACAGAUGUAGACCACAAAGUGGUAGAUGUAGACCACAAAGUGGUAGAUGUAGACCACAAAAUGGUAGAUGUAGACCACAAAAUGGUAGAUGUAGACCACAAAAUGGUAGAUGUAGACCACAAAAUGGUAGAUGUAGACCACAAAAUGGUAGAUGUAGACCACAAAAUGGUAGAUGUAGACCACAAAAUGGUAGAUGUAGACCACAAAGUGGUAGAUGUAGACCACAAUGUGGUAGAUGUCCAAACUAUAGAUGCACCAAAUAGGAAGCCUAUAAUUGACGAUUGCAUGAAAAUAAAAAAAAUGAAAAAGAAGAAAAAAAGCGAAACGCUUGUUCAAGAGAACGAGUUGUCUUGUUACCCUAAUAAGAAUGUAAAUGUAAUAUUUUCUUUAUUUGACAACGGUAACAAUUGUUAUUUGUUAAUAUAUGAAUCCGAGAAAGAUAAUAAGAAGAAGAGUGGUAAAAAUAAAGCACUAAAAACAAAGAAGGAUUAUAAUAAUAUAGAUUAUUUUUUUAAGGAUUUAUAUCACAAAAUACAUGAGAUUAAUUUAAAUGAGGGUUCCUAUAAAAUAUUAAAAGAUAUAUAUUUUAGUAUGUUGUAUAAUAUGAAUAAUAUGAAGAAUUGUGGUAUUCAGUACUUAAACAGGAUGAAUAGACAUAGUUAUAAUAAGAAGGUGAGUAAAGGAAGUAUUAGUUCGAAUAUAAAUAAUAAUAUAAAUAAUAAUAUAAAUAAUAUAAAUAAUAAUAAUAUGAACAAUAAUAUGAACAAUAAUUUGAUUAAUUAUCAACAUAAUUAUAAUAGUAAUAAUUUUCAGUAUAACGAAGAAAUAAAUUAUAUAAAAUUUAAUGAAACUAUAUUAAAUAAAAAUACUUUAAAUAAUUUGUUAAAAAAUUUUGGUUGUUUAAAUAUUUCAAAGAGUGCUCAUAUAAAGUUGGUAAAUAUAUUAGAAUUAAGUUAUUAUGAUUAUAUAUUUUUGAAAACCCAUAAAAUAUUUUUUUCAAAAAAAGGAGUUAAAAUAUAUGAUCAUAGUAAUAAUUUAUAUAACUUUCAAGAAAAUAUGAAUGACUCUGUUGAAAAAAACACAAAAGAAACAAACAAAUUAUUUAAGAAAAAAUUUCGAUAUUUAUCAUUAAAAUUAAAAAAUAUUUUAAUGUCUCAUUGUGCUGGAGGCCUAAAAACUAACCAUAACAAGAAAAUUGGAAAGCUGAAAGGUAAUAGUACCCAUAAUAAUAAUAAUAGGAAUAAUUAUUAUUAUAAUAAUACGUUGAAUAUAAGAGGACUAGCUUCAAAUAAUAAAAAUAAUGACAUGGAAAAUAUUAUAAUGACAUAUAAAAAGAAUAAUAUAAUAAAAAAUGAAACAUUAAAUAUUGUAACAAAUAAAGGAUUGUUAUGUUUAAAUAGGGAAGGUGACCAUCAAGUACGUUUUGAGACUCCUCUAGAUAUUAAUAUAAAUAGAAAGUAUGUAGAGAAAAAUAAUAACACAUCACAUGGUAUAUUAAAUAUGUAUAAUAUGUAUAAUAUGCAUAAUAUGUAUAAUACAUAUAGUGUACAUGGUAUUCGUGAUAAAAAUUGUAAUGCCCAAUUAUAUAAUGAUACAAACCUUUUUAAUAACAUGAAAAAAUUUCCCAAAAGUGGAGAAGAAAAUUGUGUAGAAGAUAUAAAUCAAAUCGACAGCAAAAUUUUAACAAGUGAUCAAAAAAAAAAUAAUUUGAAUAUGAACAAAAAUAUGAAAUAUAAAAAUACAUUAUCAAAAGGUGUAAAAAAAACAUUAUAUUGUAAAAAGAAAGGAAAAAAUAAAAAAGGUAAUACGAAUAAAUAUAAUGUCCUAAUUAAAACAGCUUCUUUAUCAUCUCCAUUACCAUCAUAUAUGAAUACAAUAAAUUUAUUAAAUAAUAAUAAUAAUAUAUCACAUAAUAAUAAUAAUAUUUUAAUAUUACUUAUGAAUGAAUAUUUAUUAAAUAAAGAUAACGAUAUUAAUGAUUAUAAUAUAAAAGAAUAUUUAAAUGAAAUAUUAAACAAAUAUAAUAAAUUUAAUUUUUAUGAAAAUAAUUAUGAUAUAAUUAAAUAUAGUACUUUUGUUGAUCACAAAAUUGUACCUUCAGUUUCUUCUUUCAGUGUAUUUGAUCUUUAUAAAUUAUUUUUUUUUGAUCAUAAAGAACUUGAUAAAAUAAAUAAUGAACAAGACAAAAUGAAAUAUAUAAAUGAUGUUCUAUUUAAUAAAAAUGCAUUAUUAAAUUUUAGAAACUUUAUAAUGAAAAAAAAACAUAUUGAUUAUGUAAAAAAAAGUUUUAAUUAUAAAAAUAUUACUGAUAUAGCAAACUCAUAUCUUAUAGAUAUAUAUCAUAUUUUAUCCUUUGAAAAAAAUCAAAAAUUAUUUUUUAAUAAAAUUAAUAACAACAGGCCUACCCAGGAAAUACAAACUAUCAUACAUACAAAUAAAAAUAGCACCAUAGUAUAUGAUACAAACAAAACAGAACAAGACGUUUGUAAAAUUUUAACAAAAACUCAGGACCACCAAAAUAACAUAAAUCAUACUAAUCAUGUGCACACUAAUGAUGUGAAGGAUAUAGAUAAGAAAAAGAACAAAAAGAAAUCUGUUAAAAAUGUACAUAUGGAUAUGGACCAUGUUGAUGAUAUAAAAAGUAUCCACGUGAAUAACACAAAUAAAAUGAAUAACACAAAUAAAAUGAAUAACACAAAUAAAAUGAAUAACACAAAUAAAAUGAAUAACACAAAUAAAAUGAAUAACACAAUCCAAAUGAAUAAUAUAAAAAUUAAUAGUCCUAAUGAUGCUACUCCUUAUAUACAUACUACUACUCAACCUUAUGAAAGCAUAAAUUGUUAUGCUGGCCUUGUUCGUAAUACAUGUAGUACGGAUAAAAUUAACACGAAUGAUGUGAAUGUUAAAAGGGAAAAUGUAAGUAAAAAUGAUCUUCAAGAUGUGAAAGACGAUAAUGAUAAAACAAGAAAUGGUGACAUAGGAAUAAAUGAUGAAAUAAGAAGAAAUGGUGACAUAGGAAUAAAUGGUAACAUAGGAAUAAAUGGUAACAUAGGAAUAAAUGGUAACAUAGGAAUAAAUGAUGACAUAGGAAUAAAUGAUGAAAUAAAAAGAAAUAUUCCUUUUUAUAUUAAUAGUAAUAAUAAUAAUAAUAAUAAUAAUUAUUAUUAUUAUAAUAAUUAUGCUUAUUUUAAUAUCGUAAACCAGAAUGUACACAACCCUUAUGGUAAUUUAUUUGAUAAUCAAUAUAAAUAUGAAGAUGAAAACUUUGAACUUUUAAUUAAUAAGAAUUAUACGAACCUAAAAAAUUUAUAUGACUAUAUAAGCGAUGAAAUUGUUAAAAAUAAAAUUUAUUUAAUAAGCAAUAUUAUAGAAGAAAAUCAUACAUACAAUAUUUCGGAUAUGCCUGUGUAUGUUAAUUUUGUAUACUAUAAAUAUUCAUGUGUUACGAAUUGGGUUAAUCUAGUUAAUAAUUUAAAAGAUAGUUUUGAUAAAGAAGAAACCUUCUUUCGAAAAUAUAAUAUCGUAAGUAAGGGAGACAUGAAGGAUAAGGAGGAUACCAAGAAUCAAACUAUUAAAGAGAAAGGAGGUGAUAUAAAGAAGAAGGAUGAUAUAAAGAAGAAGGAUGAUAUAAAGAAGGAUGAUAUAAAGAUGGAUGAUAUAAAGAUGGAUGAUGUAAAGGAUGAUAUAAAGAAGGAUGAUAUAAAGAAGGAUGAUAUAAAGAAGGAUGAUAUAAAGAUGGAUGAUGUAAAGGAUGAUAUAAAGAAGGAUGAUGUAAAGGAUGAUAUAAAGAAGGAUGAUAUAAAGAUGGAUGAUGUAAAGGAUGAUAUAAAGAAGGAUGAUAUAAAGAAGGAUGAUAUAAAGAAGGAUGAUAUAAAGAUGGAUGAUGUAAAGGAUGAUAUAAAGAAGGAUGAUAUAAAGAAGGAUGAUAUAAAGAAGGAUGAUAUAAAGAUGGAUGAUGUAAAGGAUGAUGUAAAGGAUGAUAUAAAGAAGGAUGAUAUAAAGAAGAAGGAUGAUAUAAAGAAGGAUGAUAUAAAGAAGGAUGAUAUAAAGAUGGAUGAUGUAAAGGAUGAUAUAAAGAAGGAUGAUAUAAAGAAGAAGGAUGAUAUAAAGAAGGAUGAUAUAAAGAUGGAUGAUGUAAAGGAUGAUAUAAAGAAGGAUGAUAUAAAGAAGAAGGAUGAUAUAAAGAAGGAUGAUAUAAAGAUGGAUGAUGUAAAGGAUGAUAUAAAGAAGAAGGAUGAUAUAGGACAAAGUACAUAUCACGUUAAGGAACAAAACGAAGAAGUGAAAAAUGUAAUAAAAACACCAUGUCCUGAUAAAUGUAUAAAUAAUGAUAAUAAUAUUAUAAAAACAGAAGAAAAAAUUGAUGAAAAAAAAAAAAAAGAGGAUGAUAAUAAUAAUAAUAAUAAUAAUAAUAAUAAUAAUAAUAAUAAAAAUAAAAAGAUAGAAUCCGAGAGCGUCGAAAAAACAAGCAACAAUAUGUGCAGUGUAUGCUUUAAUAUACAAGAUGGAAAUAUUAACAUUUUAUAUAAGUGUACAAAAUGUAAUAUAUAUGUUCAUAAAUAUUGUUAUGGUAUAUAUCCCAAAAACAAAAGUGAAGAUUUUUUAUGUGAUAAAUGUAUGUUUAAUAAAUAUGUAAGGAAAUUAUUUUCAAAUGAUGAUAUUAAUAAUAAUAAUAAAAGUUCUUCAACAAAUAUAAAAAAAAAAAAGAAAAGUAGUAAGGCAAAUAAUACUGUGAGUAAUGCAACCUCCUUGAAGAAACAAGAACAUCUUUUAUUAACAUCAGAAAAUAAUAUUAUAAUAAAAAAUGACAACAUGAAUGAAGAAAAUAAUAACAUCAAUAAUAAUAAUGAUAAUAUUUUGAGUGCUUGUCGUGAUAAUUCAAAUAUUGUAACAUCACUUCAAAAUAAUCAUAUGAAUACCGAUAUAAUAACAUCUCUUAAUAAUAACUCCUUGCAUGCUAAUAUAAAUAAUUUAUUUUAUAAUUAUUGUUGUAUAUGUAAAAAAUCAGGAGGGGCCUUGAAGAAAACAACAUCAAAAACGUUUGUACAUCUUUUCUGUGUUAUCUUUUUUAUUUCAAACGUUUUCUGUUAUAAUAUAUAUAAUAUGAAUUAUUGGAACGUUAAUCAACUGAAAGAUUAUGAACAUGUCUGUGAUAUAUGUAACAAGACAGGUGCCGUCAUACAAUGUUCGUAUGACCACGAGAAAUUAAAAAGUGGAGAUAAUAAAUGUGGAGAUAAUAAAUGUGGAGAUGAUAAAUGUGGAGAUGAUAAAUGUGGAGAUGAUAAAUGUGGAGAUGAUAAAUGUGGAGAUGAUAAAUGUGGAGAUGAUAAAUGUGGAGAUGAUAAAUGUGGAGAUGAUAAAUGUGGAGAUGAUAAAUGUGGAGAUGAUAAAUGUGGAGAUAAUAAAUGUGGAGAUAAUAAAUGUGGAGAUAAUAAAUGUGGAGAUAAUAAAUGUGGAGAUAAUAAAUGUGGAGAUAAUAAAUGUGGAGAUAAUAAAUGUGGAGAUAAUAAAUGUGGAGAUAAUAAAUGUGGAGAUAAUAAAUGUGGAGAUAAUAAAUGUGGAGAUAAUAAAUGUGGAGAUAAUAAAUGUGGAGAUAAUAAAUGUGGAGAUAAUAAAUGUGGAGAUAAUAAAUGUGGAGAUAAUAAAUGUGGAGAUAAUAAAUGUGGAGAUAAUAAAUGUGGAGAUAAUAAUAAGUGUAAAAAAUACUAUCAUCCACUAUGUGCUUAUUUAGAAGGAUAUUAUAUGGAUGUUGAGGUACAUGACGAUCAAUAUAUUACAACUUUUUUUUAUGAUAAUUGCUUUUCACAUAUCGAUAUAAAAACAUAUUGUAAUGAUCAUACUCCAAUGAAUUCUUAUCAAGAUAGAAACAUUAUAAAGGAAACAAGAAACAAGUGUUAUGAAAGUAAUAAUAUAUCGUAUAUGUUUCAAAUAUAUAAUAAUAAUAUGAUGAUGAACAAAAAAUAA
Messenger RNA from Plasmodium falciparum 3D7, 13653 nucleotides. RefSeq names its product putative phd finger protein. The record is from RefSeq and is a predicted model, not a curated record. Lineage: Eukaryota; Apicomplexa; Aconoidasida; Haemosporida; Plasmodiidae.